This is a messenger RNA of Spirodela intermedia, 10864 nucleotides long. Lineage: Eukaryota; Viridiplantae; Streptophyta; Magnoliopsida; Alismatales; Araceae. The record is from the annotation of a GenBank genome assembly.
AUGAACGUCAAGCAUGGACUUGGAACAAAGAGAUAUUGCAACUCUGAUAUUUUCGAGGGCUCAUGGAGAGAAGGAGUGCAGGAAGGGUUAGGCAAGUACACGUGGAGUAAUGGAAAUUUAUAUGUUGGAAACUGGAAGUCUGGGAAGAUGUGUGGCAGAGGGGUUAUGAAAUGGGAAAAUGGUGAUCUAUUUGACGGGUUCUGGUUGGACGGAAUGAAACAUGGGUCUGGUUUUCACAGGUUUGCAGAUGGGUCCCACUUUUUUGGUACAUGGAGUAGAGGAUUAAAGGAUGGCCGUGGAGUCUUUUAUCCUCCUGAAAGUAAACAUCCAUUUCUAGGCAUUUGGUACGAAUCUUUGACUUCGUUGGAUGGGUUACAAGGUGUGCCAUUCCAUGGGGAAUUGAGAAAUUCUUUUAGAGAUAAAAAACUCAGGCCUAACAGAAGUAUCUCUCAUAAAUGGCCGAUGAGAAGCCUCCUCAAAUGUUCUGGACGGAUAUCAAAUAGGACUACAUUCCAUCACUCCUGGAUACUUGGGGAUUCUUAUGGUCCAUCCCUGGGAAACACUAGGGGAUAUUCAAGUUAUUCUGAAGAUCAUGUUCCUGUUUACGAACGGGAAUAUGCACAAGGGGUGUUGAUAAUGGAAGAAGUCCGAAAUGCAACAUGUGGUCUUCCAGAUAGAAUAAACAGGCUUCAAAUGGUCCGACCCAAAGAUACAAGGCGUCCAUGUAAGACUAUCAUUAAAGGUGACAAGAGUUAUUACCUAAUGCUGAACCUGCAGCUUGGUAUUAGGUAAAGUUGAAAUUCCUCCGCAGUUGAUGUUUUUUGCUAAUUAUACCUUUCUGCUCCUUUUGUUUUUGCUUCAUUGAAGAAACAGUGGAAAGAAGAAUUUUCUUACUUUUUCACGUUGAUAUCAAUUGAUGUUUAAAUUGCCUUCCAAUUUAAGUUUCUUUUGCCUCAAUUGCACAUCUAAGCGUAUUUAUUUGAUUCUGAUUCAUCCAAAACACUUUUAGAUUUUAGGCUAAAAUGUGUGGAACCAAUGAAGAAUGGGAAUAUGGAGUCCUUGUUUUGUAUGCAAUUAUCUACAAAUUUUAGAUUACCAGGGGUCUCAUUUGUUUUUGUUGUGACCGUCAGGAUAUGGAGUUUCUCAUUGUUUAUAAUGUAUAAAACAGUCAAAACAGGAUAGUUUCUUUCUUCAUCACUCCUUUGUUUCAAGAUAUGCAAGGUAGGUUCCUUCUGACAUGGAGACUGAUUGUUUAUUGUGGUAAACCGAGCAGCCUUUAACUAAGUUCUUUACCCAUUCAGAGAGUAUUUGAAAAGAUGUACUAUGUAGGAGAUACGAGUUUUCAGGAAAUAACUACUAACUUUUCUAAUUUAGAAGAUUUUAUGUUUUCGAAUUCUAGAAUUUUGGCGUAACCAAAACUAGUUGACUGGAUUCAUCAAUUGAAUUUUUGUUUCUUCUUCUGAAGUCUCAUGACAUAGAUUAGUUCUCUAAAGAAGAAAACCGAGAAUGGUGUAGCUUAAAACCUACAUUAGGACAUCGGAGGAUCACUUGUGUAUGCUGUCUGAAUGUUGGUUCAAAUUGUAUGAUGUGAAUUCCGUAGAAGAGAUAUGUCUUUUAACAACUAUUGUGGUAUGCUUCUUGUUGAUCCAACUUACAUGGUUUUGAGAGGAAUUGGGAGUAGGAAGAUAAGUUAUCUACAUCUUUGUUUCCCUCCAAAAAAUUUAUCUGGUUCAAUUCUAAUUUAUUUGCCUCGAGGUGAUUGGCAUUCGAUUGUUUAUGCAGCAUCCGAGAUAAUCCAAAAUACUUUUAACGUUUCUAACUUAAUUACACGGAUUCAGUAGUGAUCCGAGCAGAUUCCUUUCCCUCCCCUCUUAAAAAUACACUGACCUGCUCUCUCAUUCUAUGACUAAUAUGUGUAGACCCUGUCUGCUGAGGAGCUCCCAUCCUGAAUAAUGCUGCUUAUGUUUCCACACAGGUUUAAGGUCGCAUGCUUAUGUGAUUCCCAAUUCUGUCCCCAGUAACGGAUCAUUCUAGGACAAUAUUUUAUCUGAUUUCAGCACUGAACCUUGUGCUCUCAAGAUACUGUUCAUAGUAUUAAGUAAUGUUAACCUGAUAUUUGGAUUUUAUAGCACUUGUUUUAAUUGUAUUUCAAUAACAUUUUUACGAAAAAACUGAAUUAUAACCUAUUUCAGCUGACUUCUGUAAAUUGUACUUGAGACUGAGUGGCAGGUCUUCUACCAUGUCUACAGAUAUACAGUUGGAAAGAUCACUCCUGUACCUAUGCGUGAAGUUCGAUCCUCCGACUUUGGACCUAGAGCUAGAAUACGAAUGUAUUUUCCGCGAAAGGGUUCUCAAUUUACGCCAUCACAUUAUUCUGUGGGAUUUUUUUGGGAGGAUUACUGCCCAAUGGUUUUUAGGUGCUGAUCCUUGCUCUUGCUUAUUUUAUAUGGUUUCGUUACCCCAAAUAUUUAAACGGUUCUUGACGUUUAUUCAUUUUGGAAAAUUAAGUUUAGAAUGAUUUAUGAUGCAGAUUGUCUUUUAAAAUAUUUACAGAACUGUUUAAAUGUGGAAAUACCACAAACUCAACGGCUAUUUCACCAAUUGUGUUGUGAAGAAUGAUGAUGUUCCUAUCAAAUUUUGGAGGCAUUAUUUUCUUUACUGUGAUAUGGUUAGAAGGGAUAUCCGUCUCAACAUCAAAUAAAUAAUAAUGUUAGACAUGAAAGCACUAAAUAACAUUUCAACUAGUUUGAAACCAAUAUCAGCAUAAGAAAUUAGAUUAAGAGAAAACCUGGGAUACUAAUUUUAAACCUGAGGUGCAAAAUAUUUAGAUUGACUUGCUUUUCCUAAGUGAUUUUUGUGUAUUAUAGGAAGUAUCCGUGGAAAUCAGUUUUUCUUCAUAACGCCCGCUUUGUGAGUCUUGAUAAAACGUAAAAGGUUAUGAGUUCUUGCUAUUGUCUUUUCAUUUCAUCCUCCAAGUUGAUAUCAGGCCCAUACCCAAUCCCUUUGACUCAAUGUUUGUUCAUUUGACAUUUCUUCAAGAAGUUACUAGGCAUACGGGGAGUCUGGUUAUUGGGACUGGUUCUUAUUUCUGGCCUACAGACUGAUAAGUUUUAUUUCCUCUAUAUUGAGUUUUUAAUAUUUUAAUAUGUUUAGAAGGGUCUAUUCUCAGGAAUCUCCGGGAGAUGUUUAAAUUAGAUGCAGCUGAUUACAUGAUGUCCAUUUGUGAUGGAGAUAGUUUGAAGGAGCUUUCUUCUCCAGGAAAAAGUGGUAGUAUAUUUUAUCUUUCCCAAGAUGAAAGAUUUAUCAUAAAGACACUACGGAAGUCAGAAUUGAAGGUUUGAUCUCUUCUUCCAUGUGGAAAAGAUAAAUCUGAUGCAUCUCGAACACCUUUGUCCAUUAGCUUUUUCAUCUGUGAGUGAGAUUUAUCAUUUUAUGAUGAUAUAUUCUUACCUCUUGCUCUAUAUCAUACAAGUACAGCUUUGAAAAUGGAAAAAAGGUUUCAUGAGAACCAUUUAUGGACAAGGUUAAUGUCAUGAUUGAAGAGGAAGUUAUGGACAAUGAUGGCAAGCUAUCUUUAUGAAAUUUUGAACUUUUACUUCAGUAAUGUCCAUUUAUAUUGGGUGAUGAACACGUGUGAUAUAUCUGGAAUGAUAUUGGCCACAUGGGGAUGGUAAGCCAGAAAAUUAUCUUCAAAUUUGUUUCAGACAACAUUUAAAAUUGUUUCGUUUCCUGACUAAUUACUUAAGUUUAAAUUCUUCCGAAAUAUUUAAUAUUAUGAUGAAUAAUGAACAUCCAAACAUUGUUGUCCUGUAAAUGAGAUGAGGAAAGUGGGUAACAUUUUCAUGCUAAAAAACUGAUUUACAUCAUUACUCGAACAAUUGCAUACUAGGAUAGUUACAUUUGGUUGUCACAGAGAAAGUAGAGCUAAUUUAAUUGCCAAAUCAGUGAUCAGAUAUUUUCGAAAAUAAGGUGAGUUUGCCAUGAAAUGCCAAAGUUCUCAAGGAAAAAAAUUUAGAGGCUAUGUGUCUGGUACUUUCAGCAACUCUGAUGCUGCCAAAUUAAAUUUACUGUCAUAAUCCUAAACUUGCCAACGUAGAUUUCUAGGUUCAAUGUAUAUCCAACAUUACAGAGAGUAUAACUUCGUCAAUUUUCAACGAGAGACGGACAGGAUUUUGUUUUGGGUGGGUGUUUGUGAGAGAAAAAUGUUGCUCAUAUAAUGGAAAAUAAUAUAGGCAACUUCUGCUGUCUUAUCUUAUUUUAUCUGUGAGUUGGAUUCUUUAAUAUCGGAGAACAUGUAACUUUUUCUCUUGAUUUUCGAAAUUUAAGAAAAAUGUCAAAAUCCAACACUGAAAUGUAUUUACAAUAGUUGGUAAAAUAAAAUUAAUCUUUUCGAAGUUGUAAGUUGUUACGAGUACUCACAACAAAUGUCAUGCAUUUGUUUCUACCGGACAAUUUACUGCGUCUUGUUUGUCUUCAAACAAAAUAGUUAAUGUUGUGGAGCUCUGAACUGAACAAGGAAUUUAUCUUGUUUGUAAAAUAAAGUCACUAGUUUAAUUUGCUUGUUUCGAUUAUUCUAAUAUUCGUGAAGCUUCGAAGCGUAUCAUAUUCUCCCUUUUUUUUUCUUUUUAUUCGAACACUAUUUAUUUUUUGUGAUCACGCCUUGGGUGGUAGAGAUAUGUAGAAUCAUCAAUGGAGCUUUCUUUAGUUAAUAAUUUUAAUUUUGAAUACGAAAUGACCUUGUGAGGAAUCUAUGCUACAUGAAGCAAACUGAUUAAAGUUGGCUGCUGUAUGUCUUUUUCUUUGUAAAAUUCUGUAGUUCAUUCAUAUAGAGAUACGGGUAGAUUUGUUUGUGUGGUUAAUCAUUUGGAAGAUUGUUGCUUAUAUAUUUUUCUUCUUCUUAUAGAUUCUGUUGAAAAUGCUUCCUGCUUACUACAACCAUGUUGGUGCCUACGAAAAUACCCUCAUCACGAAAUUUUUCGGGUUGCAUCGCAUCACAUUAAAUGGCAGACGAAAGGUACUUGUCAAAAAUCUGUUGCUUUGACCACUAGUGGAAUUUUUCUCAGUUCUCAUAUAUCUUUGAUUUGUAGGUUCGGUUUGUAGUCAUGGGAAACAUGUUCUGCACAGAAUUGCGGAUUCAUCGUCGUUAUGACCUGAAAGGUUCAUCACAGGGACGGUCAACUGAUUGGUGUAAAAUUGAUGAGAAUACCACAUUGAAGGAUCUUGAUCUACCUUACAUUUUCUAUUUGGAAAAGUCAUGGCACGAAUCCUUUUUUAAGUGAGUCACUCAAACUUUCUAAUUUUUAUGUCAGAAUUAUCGUUAUAAAUGCCUCUAUAUGUUUCAAAGUAGAUGCUUAUUUUUCGUCAAUUAUGAAAAUGUACAUAGGAAACGAAAGUAUUUUUUCCCCUUAUUUCGGGGACAGUCUCAUAGAAUCUUAGGUAGAGAUUGAUUUAAAACACUGAAGCAUGCUAGAAUUGUUUUGCUUACGAUGUAGGAAUGCGGUUCAUUGUGAACAUAUUAUUAGCCGAUAUAUUCACAUUCUGGUGAUGGAAAAGAGUGGGAAUUGGUCGAGGAACUAAUGUUCUUGUAUACUUAUUUUCCAGCUAUUAAAAGCUUUUUGUGUUUCAGCGAAUAGCUCAAGAAACUGAAUCGAGGCUAUAUAAUUGAAAUAUCCUGUUAUUUCCACUUCUGAUAUUUAAAGCCUAAAUAAAACUGGAUACUGACCCUAAGUUAUUUGUUGACAAUUGAUCUUGAUUGAGAUUCGUGCAACUUGGAGAAUGAAAGGAGUCACCACUUCUUCCAGGAAGAUGAACCAAUUCACCACUUCUUAGAGCAGGGUUUCCACAAUCCCAAAAAUGAAUGCGUCAAUUAUCAUGAUUUCCCGCUUAAGUACGGGUUACAUGAGUUAAUGGGCCAGGCCCAUUACAUUAGUCUUUAAGUGGAUCCGUUAACAGUCUAAUGGAUCCACUUAACACAGGGAAUGAUAGACAAAUACGAAAAUACAAUGGAAAAGAAACAGAUAGAAAGGAAAAACAAUCCUAGAAAGUUCAACAUUAUUGUUUAUGCAUUUAUUUCAAACUAUAUAUUCAGCACCCAAGGUCAAAGUCGGGGCUAUAAUUUUUCGUAAUAUACAUCUUUCGCAAACUUCCCUUAUACUUGACCCCUAUCCUUUCAUUCAGGUUGUGAUGGCUAGUAUGAUAACUGUAAGUAUCAUUUUCUUGUCUAUAGAGGUGUUGUAGUUGUCUGUGAUCAAAAUGGUAAGAAUGUUUCAAGAACACCACCAGACUGAAACUUUAUCAUACUAGAUGCCCGACUGUGGACUUUAAUGUUGAAAGAGGGAGGUUAGAAGGGCAGUUGUGUGAUCAGGUCGUAAAGCAUGAGAUUUUCCUAUUUCCUACUUGGGAUGCCAGUCGACAAGAGCAACUUACACUGUGGAGAUUGAAUAACGUUUGUGCUAUAAUCCGAAACCAAAGUGGUGGGAUGGAAGGAAAGUUUUUCUCUUAUGACUGGAAGCUAGUGUUUAGUAUGAUUGAAGCCCGUCGCCUAUCCCUUGUAGGUUGUAUGUGCGGUAAUGGCUGGUUUUAUCUUUGAAAAUCGGCAAAAAUAUAUUUCUGUAAAUAUUCUUAUCUGCCCUUUCACUUCGAGGAACCUUUUCAUUUGCUUUCCGAGGCAUUAUUUGUCAUUAGUGUCAUGCUGCCAUACGAGUUUUAUUCUAGGCUAUUGAGAGGUGGUCACUGCCUAACUUUAGAAAUACAUGCGGAACAUAUAGAAAAUUCAUCUUCCUAAUGAUCUCAGCUAAGGACGGAAAACAGACUCGUGGAGUCAGAAAUUCGGGGAUGGGAAACUCACUGUCUCGUCAGCUUGGUUUAAUAUUGCAGAUUAAGGCUAUGAAGGCUAUGGAUUUACUGAUUCUGAAGAUGUUGUUGUAGAGGAUUGACUUGCUCUCUGUUUGAGUAGAUUACUUCUUGGAGCUAAUGUGGAGGAACCCUUUGAUCACAUAUUUCUAUUGUGCGCAUUCUCGUGGGAGAUUUGGAUUAGCUCUUUUGGGCAAUAAGUAUAUGAUGAACAUAUCUUGGAAUCAAUCAAGGUAUUAUCCAAAUGAUGGAAUCGACAUUGAGCACUAAAAAACUACAAUGAUGUAUGAUGCCUUAUUCUAUACUCAAGACAUGAAGAGGGGGGGACCAUAAAAGGUUUCGAAAGCAAUUUUUUUCAGCGGGUUUGGAUAUUUUGAGGGGUGAUUUUGGAUGCAUUGGCUGACAAAUGUUGCGACAGAUAUUUGGCAGAGUUUUUUUUGAGAGAGCACUGAAAAUUCAGUGUACUUGCCUUGCUUUCAUUCGUUAUUGAGAAGUCUUGGGUCAGCAUCCCCGCUAACACUACUUUCCUAAAGAAAAGAAAUAAGUUGAUCCCUACUAGCUGAGGCUUCCUAUUUGAGUAGAUAUAUAUCCCUGUCAAAAUUUGCUGCGUUUUUGUGAGGUCAGAUUAUAAGUUGGACCGUUUUGAAUUCAUCUUCAUCCUCCGCCCCACUCAUGCCCCUACCUCAAUAUUUGGCGAUCAUUUUUCUCUAAAAUUUUUUUUUUACGACGAAUUUUUAUACUAUUUAUUUUCGCACUUGUAAGAAAUAAACAGAUGUCUCUAAGGACCUUAUUGUAGUCCCCCACCUGUCAGCCAAUUAGUGUUGAUUCCCUUUCAACCGUGUUUAGAGGAUGGCCAUCCUCUACACGUUGCUUUGUGGCCUCUAUAUUUUGGCGGGAUAAAUAGUUAGUGAGUGUAGUUCUCCUGCAACUUGGUAAUUCCGGUAUUUUAUGAUAAAGUAGACAGAAGAUUGGCAUUAGGUUGAUAAUUUGCAGCAAAACUUUUUCUAAAUACCUGAUUCAGACAUAUAUUGUAAGCGAAAAACCACAAAAAAGUGACUUGCAUCUGAGCAUACCAGUCCAAGUAAUACAUGCCGCAAGAGUCAAGAAGAUCCUGGUGUUUUUUCCGGGAGUUGCAAGGAUCGAGGUUCUUCCUUUUUUUCGUUUAACGGUUUUCUUCUCGUGUGGGGAUAUAAUUAUGGCUUCUUAAACAUCACUACUUUGAGGUUUUGAUACAAAAGGCUGAGUGUCCCUUCAAAUUUAAGGGUAUACAUCUGUAUAAUAUAUUUAUAAUUGUGAGGUAUAUAAUAAGAUCAUUCGUUUAUUAGUUGAUAAUGUUUAGCUUAAACAAAAUCAAUUGUGGUAAUCCUGAAAUAUGUAUUCGUUGCUCCUCACGCAUCAUAAUUUUUAAAAUCUUACGACAGAGAAAAAACUUUUUAAAUGAAAAAUUUAAUCUUUUCUCAUUUUUGGUUACUACAUGUCAAAGCUAUCUACGUUUUUUAGUUGAAGUUUUUUACUUGAAGAAUAGUUUUUUUUUCACUGAAUAAAGUGCAAAGUGUUUCAUGCUAGUUGCAAGAACUACAUUUUGGAUGGUCCCAUUGGACAUACCUUCAAUGAUUGGAACCCCAUAGCUUCAUUAAUUGAUCAGGGCAUUGACAAUGAGGGCCUGUGGAUUUGACUAAUUUUUUUUGUAUUAACUCGUGCAUCUGUCACAUCUUCGCUAUUAAUUAAUGGUUUCUUUUGUCACUUAUUGCAGGCAAAUUUUUGUCGAUUGCAUGUUUCUAGAAUCGCAGCGUAUUAUUGAUUAUAGCCUAUUGUUGGGGUUGCAUUUUAGAGCACCUGAACAUUUAAAGUCUCUUAGAGAAUAUCAAGAUACAGCUCAAUGUUGCGGCAGUUCACAGGCGACUGGUAUGUUUCUCUAUGAUCGCAAUCCUCUGUUUAAGGCAGAUUAUUCAUUUCAUGAGAAAUACCCGAGGGACAUGAAAACUACUGGCGUCAUUACUGUCAUGGACUACUUUAUUCAGUAAAUUCGAUGUAUAUCACCUUGUGAUUGUUGUGCAGCUGAUAAUUUCUGGUUUUUUUUUUAUUUUUUAUGCCCUGAUAUUUGUAGAUACACCUUUGCCUUCUAAGGGACUGCUUCUGGUUACCCAUGAGCCCAAUUCUUCUUAUACCACACCUGGGCUGCACAUCAGAGGGAGUACACUAAGAGCAUCUUCUGUUGGUAAUGAAGAAGUUGAUCUUCUCCUUCCUGAUGCAGGGAGGUGAGUUUUUCCCUUUCAUUCUCUUCUAUCCAAGCAUCACCAUUCCAUUUAGUUACCUAUUAUUUACCAAUUAUUCUUAAGGCAUCGUGAGAUUAAUAAUUUUAGUGGGGAUUUAUGAGGUCUCUCUAACUGAGGUGGGAACUACGUGGUGAAUUAACUUUCGCUUCAUCCAUGUCAGUCCUAAUCAGACGAAUUGAACUGAAAAGGGGCCUGUUCUCCUUGCCAUCCAUUUAUCAUACUUUGUCGGGUAUCUUUAAUCUUCAUGAAAUUCAAAGGUCUUUUGUAAUUCUACUCAGAACACUCAGAAGUAUUCUUCUUUCACCCAACCGUUCCAGUUACCUCAUGUCACAGAAACAGGCUUUACUGAGGGGAGCUAGAUUGAUUUAUGAACCAUUAUCUAUCCGCACCCGGGACCCCAUUGUACAUUCUUAUCGGAGGCUUUUGCUUGCUUUCACUAGAAUUAGUGCCUUUUCUCGAAAUACUCUAUUGCGAUUUUCUUCAUUUCUGGUUUUGGAGACUUGGAUAUUAAUGAGGACUGGGAGCCAGCCAGCUAUGGAUUGAUCUCCAGAACAUUGUGCUGCCCACAUCCUCUUAAUAUAGAAAGUUUCAAACAGUCUCCAAAUAUUUCUCUAGUAUUCAUCUGGAAGACCAUAUGUUGGAUUUAUUUUUCUUAAAUGCCACUAACUUAUAGUUGCUGCCGUACCUCGUCAAAUAAGCUGUUAUUUCUCCAUAAGGAUUUUUUUUCGGUUUCAACAAUACGGGCUCCAGAGCCAAGGAUCCCCAUGCUAAAAUAUUAUUCGAUGGUAGAUGCAAAUUGGCAACCAGUAAAAUAGCUUAUGACUGAUGAUCAUGACUAAGGGAAAGCUUCAUCCUGAGUUAAAAUUUUGAAAUAGUCUACCUUCAUGUCACCCAGAACUUUGUGAAAGUUUAGCUGUUGAUCAUAUAAGCAAAUUAAUGCAUUAAACUGAAUAAAAUUGUGCGUUGUAGGAUCAGUUUCGGAUUACAUACUGCGUACAAAGUAAGUAAGACAUAUCAUCACCCAUAAAAGUUGAAACGUUUUCACUGCACAUGAAUAAGAUGAUGUUCUUCAGGAUGCUGAGAAAUGAAAGUGAUGCAAAGAAACUUUCCCCUAUUCUUUCUAAUUCCAUUUCCUCAGAUCAGGCUACAGAACUGUUUAUAAUUGAAUAUGUAUAGUUUCUCAGACUUGAUAAAUAAAAAAUAUGGUUUUGUGGACUGGUUUAGAGUUGCUAUUUCGUCAAGUGAGAUAUUAAGUGCAGGUGAUGGGUAAAUGCAGUGGUAAAAAAAAAUAGGCUUCAAUUUUUCUUUUUUUUACCUCAGCAGAUGAUUGGCUAAUUCACUGUCAAACCGUCAUCCAUUAGGUAGCACAAAGUUGUGCUAACAUUUUAUCACAUUCGUUUGUCACUAUAACAUUUUUUAUUAGUUUAUUUACCAUCAAUGUGGUCUGCAUUAGCAGGUUAAGAGUGCAGCUGGGAGUCAACAUGCCUGCCCAAGCAAGUUGGAAGCCUCAGUCCAAUGAGCGCCCAGAGUCAACUGGCUUCUACCUCGGCGUCUAUGAUGUUGUCCUUUACUUUGGAAUCAUUGACAUUCUUCAGGGCUACAACGCGAGGAAGAAGGUUGAGCACGCCCUGAAAUCACUGCGAUUCGAUCCUAUGACCAUAUCUGCUGUCGAACCCAAGCUAUAUGCAAAGCGUUUCAUUGGGUUCUUGGAGAAGGUUUUCCAAGAGAGAGAUUGA